This is a messenger RNA of Lycium ferocissimum, 1471 nucleotides long. RefSeq lists its product as uncharacterized. The transcript has 8 exons. Gene Ontology annotation, molecular function: heme binding. NCBI's taxonomy places the organism in Eukaryota, Viridiplantae, Streptophyta, Magnoliopsida, Solanales, Solanaceae. The record is from RefSeq and is a predicted model, not a curated record. Bases 160 to 1260 code for a protein of 366 amino acids.
GUACGACUAAUCUACAAUUUGUCCCCCUUUGUACUUUGCUCCAAAUUACUAAUUAACUGCCAUCUUCAAUGGCAGCCAAUUCUACAGUUGAGCCAACUCUUCAUUUCUCCGAAAAAACACUAAACGAUAUCUCUUCUUUCUUCCCAAAAAUUCAACCAAAUGGAGCAACCCAUGCUCCUUAAACUCUUGUUAGUCUCAAUUGCGGUUCUUGGGUCAACCCGGAUCCAAUUCGUCUCUACCCAUCAAGAAUCCGGUGACUGGCAUUGCGAUGCUGACGUGGAAUCCCGAGUUUCUGCAGAGUUCAAACCUGGACUUGUAACACUUGAUGGACAUGCUGAUGAUUGGGAGAAUAUUGAUGGGUUUGAGUUUUCUCUUCUUCCUGCUCUUGACCCGGAUCAUGACCAUGAAUAUAAAGAUGGAAAGAUGACUGUUAAGGCUUUGCACGACGGAAAAGAUGUGUACUUUUUGUUGCAAGUUGAUGGAGAAUAUGUAUACAAGAAAGGAAAUGACAAGAAUUGCCCAUCUGUAGCACUGAUGUUUCAAAUUGGUGAGAGUGCCACAUAUCAUAGUAUGGGUGGGUGUAAGCAAUCACCUGAUGCAUGCAACAAAAAAACUUGUCGUGGGCACGAAGUCGAUAUCAUGCACUUCUCUAUUGGAAAUGCUAUCCCUGGCAGAUUGUAUGGUGGAAAUCCAGUCGACAACCGAGAUGGUAAUGGGGGAGACAGAUUUGGUCAUCUAGUUGAUUUGUAUGCAUGGAGCCCACACUGUCUGAAUCUGGAUGGGGUUAGUCCUAAAGGAAAUGAUACUUCUGCUCAGAAUGACUGGAGGGGCGCAUGGUGGCAUAGCAGCUUCACAACCCAUUCAGGUUAUUCUGAGGAAGACAGUCCUUAUUCGACAAAGGGUCAAAAGGGAACAUUCUAUUUUGAAUUUUCUAGGCCCCUGAGAACCAUGGAUCGUCUUCAGCAGGAUGUGCAAUUCACUAUCGGUCAGAUGAGCAAGUUUUCAGCUGCAUUUUGGUAUCCGGAGGAUGGAAAUGCAUGGCACGGAUCAGGACAUUACACGAUUAGCUGUGACUGGGUACCUCUAGAUGUUCCUCCAGGUUCAUCUGCAGGAGCCAAAGUGGUAUCAAGAAGCUCUUGGGAUGCUGUUUCCAGUGGUUUUGCUUUUCUGUUAUCUAUUGUUUCAUUUGGUGUAACCAUUUUUAUUGGUUAUUGGGUUCAUAAGAAAAAUUCCACCUCUUUUCAACGCAUUGGUGGUUAGACUCUUUUGAGUGCUUCUUCCCUUAUAUAUUCCUAUUUUUUUCCUUUUCUUAAUACAGAAUUUUAGUAUUGUCUUUACCUUUUUAUAUAGCGGGAUGAUGGACAAGGUAUAUUCUUUUGUAAUAAGUGCAGUUUUGUAUACUUAUCUGGUGCUUAUAUCUUGUACCCAUUGAAUGUCAAAAUAGUGGAUUUGCAAUAUCAUUAGGAGAUAA